AUGACCAUAAAGCCAGUCAGUGCACCCAGUGGCAAGCGCGUGGUCGAUGCGGAUGCCACCGAGGCUCACGUCUCUGGGCAGGUAGUGGUGGAGCAAUCGGUUGUCAAUCAGGCCCAUCGCAAUGUUGUUAUCGAUGGCCAUGGCCAGAGUCCACAGCGCCGUGGGGAGGUCUACGACGAGCUGGCACGCACACAUCGCUGCAGUCCACACAAGAGCUCCCGCUCGAAACGCCGCGAACACCACGAGGGCCACGCUCAUCAUCACAAACGAGAUCGCUUGGAGCGCGAGAAACUUAGCCUUAAUCACCCGACUGUAGGCGGUGGCGGCGUUGCGGGCGUCACCAGCAAAUGCAGUAGUCCACAUUCAGUGGUGGCAGCUGCCGUUGCCGCCGGGCCGGGCAAUAGCAGUCCAACGGCCGUGGGUCGCAAAUCGCCGGAACAUCUGGGCCUAGGCUGUGCCAACGUACCAAAAGCUCAGACUCAGAUCACGCCGGCUGCUGCGGCGGCCAAUUUGCUAAAGGCCGUCGAGGAGACAUUUUCUGGCUAUAAUAGCGGUGAUGAGCAUCUGCAGCCCAAGGAGCGCACCAUUUCGGUCGAGGAGUGGAAGAGGCGCGACGAGGAGUUCGCCAAGUGCAUGGAGAAGCGCGGCUAUGAACUGAAGCCCGUCGAGGAGGACGGCGCCUGCCUAUUUCGCUCAAUAUCUCUGCAGAUCUAUGGCGAUGAGGGCAUGCACGAUGUCAUACGUCAGCACACAAUGGACUAUAUUCAUGAGAACCGCGAGUACUUUGGACAGUUUGUCACCGAGGACAUCAAUGGCUACAUUCAACGAAAACGUGCUCGGGAUGCACACGGCAAUCACAUCGAGAUACAGGCCAUAUCAGAGAUCUAUAGUCGCACCGUCGAAGUCUACUGCUAUCAGUCGACUCCCAUCAACAUCUUCAAUUCGGAGCAAUCGCAGGCUGGUUAUCCGCCGCUGCGUUUGUCCUAUCAACGAGGCUCUCACUAUAAUGCGAUACUGGAUCCUUACAAUGCCACUGUGGGCGUCGGCUUGGGUUUGGCUGGUUACAAGCCCGAGUUUCAGACCAAGGAGGCAGUGCGUCUUAGCGAGCAGCUGGAAAUCGAACAGACAAUGUUUGAGGAUAAGCUAAAGACAACAGACUGGGAAGCUACCAACGAGGCCAUCGAGGAGCAAAUCGCCCGCGAGUCCUAUUUACAAUGGUGCCGUGAUAAUAUGCAGCGUUCGCGCAGCAGCAACACAGCCGCCACUUCGGCAACAUCUUCAACAGUGACAUCUGCCGAGGCGCUUACCGACUCUGACGCUUCGCCCUCCAAAUACUCAAGCGAUGGAGGAGGAGGAGGCGUUUGUGGCAGCAGUAACAACAACGGCAACAGCAACACAGCCGCCACCUUGAGCGGCUCCAGCGUCGGUGAUGGCCCAGCCUCUGGCUUUGCACUAUCGCCCAAGAGCCUAGGCCAGUUUACACACAAGCUACCGCCCGAAGUGAACGAACUGGGCGGCUAUGAGAGCGAUGCCACCGAUAUGAGCAGCACCAGCUCGGUGGGCCACUGUGGAGGCAAUGCUUCGCCCAAUACAGCGGCCGCCACACAGCGCUCCAAAAAAUUGCCCAAAUCCCAGCGUCGCAGCAACAACCUGCGCAGCAGCAAGAAACGUCGGCACGAAGUCCGUGAGGCAGGCAACAGUCUGGAAGCACACGAAACGCCGCAGCGCAAGAGUCCCAAGCGCGAUGCUGCGCCCUCAGCUUCACGUGAGCGCACGCCGGAAGUGGAACAGCAGCCAUGCACCUCCAAACAGUCGUCCCAGUCGCCACCCAAACGUGUCGAUGCUCAGUCGCCGCCAAAGCAGAGCUACUCCAGCUUCUAUCAGGAGCUGCUCGAGGCCUCCUACGCCAACGAUGGCGUCAAUGAGAACGAGAUGCUGCAGCGAGCCAUACAGAUGUCUACACGCGAUUAUAUGGAUGAUCAGAAGCGAAAAUAUUUGUGCGGCCCAUAGAUAGCCAAAGCCAAGGCGUCGGUCUUUUGUACAGUGAUUAAAUUUAUCUUUCGCAACGAAAA
Messenger RNA from Drosophila novamexicana, 2072 nucleotides. RefSeq lists its product as uncharacterized. Lineage: Eukaryota; Metazoa; Arthropoda; Insecta; Diptera; Drosophilidae. The transcript is spliced from 8 exons. Gene Ontology annotation, biological process: protein deubiquitination. The coding region runs from base 1 to 2010 and encodes 669 amino acids. The record is from RefSeq and is a predicted model, not a curated record. Gene Ontology annotation, molecular function: K63-linked deubiquitinase activity; cysteine-type deubiquitinase activity.